CCUAUCGUAGGUUCAGUCGAAAUAAUUCGCGAGUGCACGAAACAAUUUCAAGUUAAACAUGCCGGUGACCAGGUGAUCGACGACGCGCACCCUGUGCACUUUUUAAGCGGACGACACGACGCUGAUAAUAGGAAAUCGGUAGAUACGCACGCGAGUGUCCACGAACGAUUUGAGAUUGUUUUUUUUCGCGAACGAGGAUGAGAGGGAAUAGGCUUUGGUUCGUGCUGUUCUUCUACGCAGCAACUUUACUGCAAAGCCUCAUCAAAGGAUACGACACGCCGGUAGACCCUCAGUACCACAUCCAAACUGACGAGGGACCCGAAAGGUACUUUAGAUAUCAAACAUUAAGCGGCCAGUACCGGAAAGAGAAACGACUGGAAGAUGGUACGGUCAUUGGAAGUUAUGCCUGGAUAGAUGACGAUGGUAUUCUUCGACAAAGAGACUAUAUCGCUGACGGGGGAGGGUACAGGAUCACCAAGAGCAAAAAUCUGUAUGUGGGCAGGAACAUGCCUGUAUGGGAAGCAGUAAAGGCUGCUAAAAAGUAUCCAGCUUCAGCUGGGACUUUGGUAUCCACCAAAAGUCGACCAGGUGAUGCUAGACCUACUGUUACAGUAGGAGGGUUCAAUAGGCAAGCUGUAGAAAAAGCUCCAUCACCGAUCUCUCUUACUUCAACAACCCCACUACCACCGCCGUCCUCCACAGCAGUCACCUCGUGUGCCAACUGCAUUCUCACUCCAACCACCUACAAGCCAGACGUCUCCUACUUUGGAUCCACCGUUAAUCCACACGUGGAAAUAUCCAACAAUGCCCUGCCCUCAUCGACUCUUGGAGUUUUGGAAAGUUCCACGUCGAAACCGUAUGUGGAAAUCACCCCUGGUGGUUUUAGUAGUACCGUGGCGCCAGACGUUGGAUCCAGCACCGCAGGGUUGCCUCUGGAGUACCUCAAGACUAGUUUGCAAUAUCCAGAGACUUCUACGGUGGCCCCAAUUGUCGUUUACGAUAAUUUACCUACUUAUACAGAAAGUGAUCAAAAUUCUUUGGAUUAUAAUCCUUACGUGAAUCCCGGAGUGUAUUUCCAGAACGGUCCUACAUACCCUAUAGACCGUAAUGGGCAUACCUACAGGGGUAACAAGAGGUAUUCAAACGCUCGUAUUGGAACUGGUUAUGAGAAGCAGUAUCCAGAAUACGAUGGGGUGUCUGUGACUAACGAUGGGUUCCGAUAUUACAUUCCUAGGGCUUACCAUGAAGAGCAAACGGGAGCAGGAAAUGAAAAGUCUGGAAGUUUCGGGUAUAUUGACCCCUUCGGGAUUAGGAGGGUGGUUUACUACAAUGCGAAGCCUGGAGAAGGGUUCCAGCAUAGAAAAAACAAUCGGUACGUGGGGCUAGACGCAACCCCUUAUGACCCCAGACCCUACUGAGGGUGCGAGAGCUGUGAUUUCGGUUGUGCUGCCAUUAGGAUGAGGAAUUUGGCAGGAAGAACAUUGACUUUCUUGCCGCAGUGUUUGAUAAAUUAUUAACAUGUUUUAACCAAUUUUAUAAUUUAGGUAUUUAUUUUUUUUAUUGUAUAACUAGGUGCCAUAACAUGAUAAUUAAUUCACAUUAAGGGGUGUUCUAUAGGUUGAUAUAGGGUUUCUAGGAUUACAGUUUUCAAAUGUAAAACUCUUGUCCAGGAACCAUUUUGAUAAUAGAACUCCACAUCUGGGAUUGCCGGCUUUGGGAUCCAGGAUUGUAGAUAGUUGAUAAGGUUUUAUUAGUAUUAGGGUUGGCACUAGAUUAACAAAUUUGUAUAUAGUAGGUGGUAAGGAGAAUAAAGAAGUUUUUAACUCA
This is a messenger RNA of Anthonomus grandis grandis, 1827 nucleotides long. RefSeq lists its product as uncharacterized. The transcript has 4 exons. Bases 198 to 1418 code for a protein of 406 amino acids. The record is from RefSeq and is a predicted model, not a curated record. Gene Ontology annotation, molecular function: structural constituent of chitin-based larval cuticle. NCBI's taxonomy places the organism in Eukaryota, Metazoa, Arthropoda, Insecta, Coleoptera, Curculionidae. Gene Ontology annotation, cellular component: chitin-based extracellular matrix.